AUGACAAUUGUAGAGGUAACGAAACUAAUAGACGAUCCAACGGCGACUGAUAACAGCGACAACAAUAAUAUAGAUCCAAAUGUUGGUAAGCUUUCGUUGACAUUAAAGAAAGAUACGGAAUCUGGAUACUAUUUAUUAAGACCAUUAGUAUCAUUGUUGGCUGCAACAGAUAAUGAUAUAUCAGGUAAUUCGACAAUUGAAGAGCAAGAGGAUAAAAUAUGUAAUAAGUAUGGGAUCCUCGUCGAUACAGACGAUGCAGGAAAGAAAUGGAUUAUGGAAGAUAAAAUGUUCCAUUUAUUAGACCUUUUAAAUAUAUUACCUUUGUUCAAAGAUGAAUUCCCACCCGAUGAGGUUGAAGUCAAUAAUGGUAGAAAUGAAAAUGCUAACAAUGAAGAUGGGAAUUCUGCAAAGAUGGUAACAGGUGCAGCUUCUUUUCAUCAUGGUAAUAUCUCUCCGUCAUUGAAAAGAUUAAAUGAGUUCCAAAUUAGUAUAGACUCACAUAGGCAUUUAGGUUCUCCCUUAAAGAAACAGAAGAUAAUUAAUAAUCAAAAUGAACAAGGUGAUAUUAAGAAAUUAGAAUCAAUAGAUACAGAUAUGAUACAUGGUGAACUGGACGAAAAACCAAUUAUUGUAUUUAAUCAUGAUUUAAGAAACAGACAAGAAUUCUUAUCGCCCUCUUCAUUGAAAUUACUGCAAUCAUUUAAUAUAUCCUCAGAGGUAGAUAAUGAUCAAAGAUUGAAAUUAGAGAGCUUUCUACAAAGACUUUUAUUUCCAGAAACUAGAGAUGAUGACAGCCAUACUAACGAAUUUGGUAUCUCCAAUAAUGAUAAUACUACAUUUGAAUCGUUGUUACAUCAAGUUAAUUUAGCCUUCCCCAAUACGCCAUUGAAUUUAAAUAUUCCAGUAGAUGAACAUGGUAAUACCCCAUUACAUUGGUUGACAACCAUCGCAAAUAUAACCUUAGUUAAAAACUUGGUCGAAAAUGGUGCCGAUAGAUUGAUAGGUGAUAACAGCGGCGAGUCACCAUUAGUGAAAGCAGUUAAAUCAGUCAAUAAUUAUGAAUCUGGUACAUUUGAAGAGUUAUUAGAUUACUUGUAUCCUUGUUUAAUUUUAAAGGAUUCAAUAAAUAGAACAAUUCUGCAUCAUAUCGUUAUUACAUCUGGGAUGACUGGAUGUGCCAUAGCCGCCAAAUAUUAUUUGGAUAUUUUAAUGGGAUGGAUUGUUAAGAAACAAAUGAGGAAAGUCAUUAAAGCUAGUAAUAAUAACGAUAAUGAUGAUGAUACUGCUAUAUCGUUAUUACAAAAUUUGGAUUUAAAGUGGAUAAUCAAUAAUAUGCUAAAUGCUCAAGAUUCAAAUGGUGAUACAUGUUUGAACAUAGCCGCUAGAUUGGGUAAUGUUUCUAUUGUAGAUUCAUUAUUAGAAUAUGGCUGUGACCCAUAUAUUGGCAAUAAAUCAGGAUUACGCCCGGCUGAUUUUGGAGCGGGAGGUUCAAAACUUCAAACCACUCGUAAAGGUUCCACAUCUGUGGAUAAAGAUAAAGAAAAUAAAGAAUCUGUGCUUGAACAAUUGAGGGAUUCAGAAGAUCUUACUAGUAUCGGUGGUUCAGGAAGAAAUGAAAAACCAGAUACAAAGAGUCUCAUUAAUGAUUUACAAGAAUUGCUAAAUACUGUAUCACGAGACUAUGAAAAUGAAGUUAAAUCAAGUAAAGAAAGGCUAAUAAAUUUACAUAGGGAAUUAAAGGUUAAAAGAGAGGAAUUAUCGAACUCACGAGAAAAAUUAAAUCGAACGAAACAAUUGAAAGAUGAAUAUUCCUCUCUGAAAGAACAGUUAUAUAGUAUACAAAAUGGAAUUGCAGAACAAGAUGAAGAUUUUAAGCAGGAGAGUAUGAAAUUGGGGAUAUCUGAAGAAGAUACAUUAUCCAUUGAAUGGGAUUCAAACGAUUUUGAUGCAGAUGAGCCAUUUAGGAUCAAGUUUAUCUUUGAUCAUUUAAGUAAGAAAUUGACAGAACAAUAUGACAAUGAUAUUGAAAAGUUGAUUGCAGAUGACUAUUCUGAUGAUCUUUUAGAUGAACUUAAAGAUUUAUACACUAAGGAAGUGGCCAAAACUGAUACCGAAGAUGAUCUUGUAACGUCUUUGCCACCAGUUGGUUUGCUGAGAGCUAGAAUAAACGCCUACAAGAGAAAUGAUGAAUAUUUAAAAGGAAUUUAUCAAAAGAUACAACAAAAGCAUAGCGAUUUGGAAAAUAAGUUUAGGAGAGUUCUUUCUUUGUGUUUGAAAAUAGACGAAAACAAAGUUGACGAUAUGUUGGACGGCUUAUUGCAAGCUAUAUCCUACGAAGAUCCUCAUGAAAUUAAUACGAACGAAAUGCAAGAUUUUUUAAAGAAACAUUCUGUAUAA
Messenger RNA from Naumovozyma dairenensis CBS 421, 2397 nucleotides. It is a transcript of the gene SWI6, whose product is annotated as transcriptional regulator SWI6. Bases 1 to 2397 code for a protein of 798 amino acids. Gene Ontology annotation, cellular component: SBF transcription complex; MBF transcription complex. The record is from RefSeq and is a predicted model, not a curated record. Gene Ontology annotation, molecular function: protein binding; transcription coactivator activity. Lineage: Eukaryota; Fungi; Ascomycota; Saccharomycetes; Saccharomycetales; Saccharomycetaceae. The transcript has a single exon.